AUGGGGCCGGAGUCGCUGCUGCUGGACGUGGCCAACUGGAGCACGAUCCUGGUUUGCGGGGUGCUCAAAGUGCCGCAGGGAGCCGCCUUGCUGGCUGCCAAGUCCGCCCGGGGAGUCAGCCUGGAAAGUUUGGUGCUGGAGCUGAGUGGGCAAGUAAAGGGAUCUUUUUAAAUUCUGGGCUUCGUUUUUCUCUUGGGUUUCGGAGGAGGGAGAACUCCCGUUUCUUUCUUGAGAGUUUCCUGGCGCCAAAGCACGCGAGGUCUUUCCCAACUUAGUGUUGGGAGGGGGAAAGCACUCUGAACACGCCCAGAGGCAAGGCACUCCCCGUUAUGUUUUCAUUUCCUGAGCUGCUUUCAACUCAAGUUGGCAUAGGUCGGGUUCCCGGGCGGGUCUCGCCUUCAGGCGCUGUCUGCUCUCAGGAUUACUCAACUGCAUUCUUGGAUUUCACGGGGUGAGACUAGAUGACCGUUGGGGAACCCUUCCAACUCCACAAUUCUAUGAUUGCUGUAUCAUGUGUGGCCUGCCUCCUACCAGAUGAUUCAAAAGUUCCAGGGCUGAGCCCGUUUUUGAAAACGGAAGAGAAAUGUGAGCCUUGGCUCCUGUUUUCAAAAGACGUAAACAUAGCUUUAAUUUGCAUGAUGGCCCCCAAACGGCUUUUCUUUUCUUUUCUUUUCCCUUCUUUGGGCAACUUUGAAAAAAUAAAUAAAUGAAGUAACAAGUAGUAUCGUUGAGCAUAUGCAGAUUUCAUUCCCUGUAUCGCAGACUGGCUCCAGGUAGCUUCUUCUAUGCAGAAUGGGUUGAGCUCCCUGGAGCGGAAGGUUUGAUUUUCCCACAAGCCCUAAUGUAUGUAUUUUAUGUACGGUAUUUAAAAGAUAUGGUCUGUUUUAUUAAAUCUCUUCUUUUAAGGUUGGGUGGGUACUUCUAAGGUUGUUUUGCACAGAAUAGUCACCUUAUUCCCGUGCUGUGGACUUUACAACCACAGCCCUGCUAAUAAAACACAGAAAGCAAAAACAGCAAUAAUAAAUCAUUAGCUGUGUGUGUGUACACACUGUACCUAUUAACCACAUGCGAAACAUUCUUCUUCUCAAAGAAUUCUGGGCGCUGUAGUUUCAGGGUUGCUGGGAAAUAGAACUCUGAAGGUUGGACUACAGUGCCCAGAAUUCUUUGAGGGAACGAAUGUGCUUUAAAGGUAUAGCUUGUACCACGCAGCCCUUCUGUGCUCCAGUGCAGUUGUGCUUCGUAACCCACAGAUAUUACUAGGUUUAUUCAUGCCCUGUGUUAUUAAGGGCUAAGUCAUGUCUUGCCCUCUGUAACUGACCCCUAUCAGAGGUGGAUUUAGGAGAUCAUGAGUGGUUAAGGUGCAAAGUGAAAUUGUACCUUUCCCUUUCAGCUUCCUCGUAUGCCUGCGGUAUAUGAGUUACUACAAUUAUCCUCUGCCGACGUAUAUAGAAUAUCCUAUCAUCAUUGUGCAAGGUAGUACAUUGCUCCCACCCACCAAUAUUGCAGCAUCAUUUGUUUCUCUCGCUCACGAUCAACGUUUUCGUUUGUUGUGUUUCAGAUGUCAUUCUUUUGCUAUUUGUUCUUCAUUACGGUGGCAAAAUGAAGCAUGCUUUGCCUUACACAGCCAUGUAUCCUUUUAACUAUCUGUUUGCUCAUUUCCAUUUAUAUAGCAUUUCUGCCGGUUCUUUUUGUAUUCCAUCUUCUUGAAUGAAGCAACUGUUUUCCAGCACACAUUCCUGAUGUGCACAUUUUCCAGGUUCUUAUUCAGGUGUUUUCUGGUGGAUUAAGGUGCGGCAUUUGCAAUUGAUUCACUGUAAUGGAAUAUAAGGACUUUGUGGGAAAAGUUCAGGGCCAGCAUGAACAGCCUUUCUUUUAACUCCUGGGAUUCUUUUAUUUUUAGCUUAUGUGCCGUGCUUAUAAUUAAAAUCAAAACUCUGUACCAGGGUAGAGCAACCUGUAUAAAUUGCACAUAAGAAUAUUUUCAUAAUUUGCUUAUUUUGCUUAAUUUAUUGUCAGGGACAAGGGGUAAUUUAACCCCAUCCCCUCAAAUGAGCACCCUGUCCAAAUUCCCUUCUGGGUUCUGGCAUGAUGAGGCAUUGCCUAUCUUUUACAGCAUGAUCUUCAUCCUUUUUGGGCUUAUGGGCACAUUUGGAAUUUUGAGUGUGUUUUGGGGACCAGAGCAAAAUGGCUGCCUGGGAGGCGUAGCUCACAAGAUGGCUGCCUGAGUGGUGUAUCCAAUCACACAAUUUACAGCCUUGGGGCUAGAAACCCUAUGUGGUGAUUUUUACAAGCUACCUUUGCAAUUUAGUAAUUCCUUAAUUGGCUUUUAAUUCAUUCCUUAAGCUACCUUGAGAAGCUACAUUUCUUGACCCGGAAAGACAGGGUAUAAAUGCAUUUAACCCAAUGAACUACCAAGUGUCCACCUGAUUGCCAUCAUCCUUAUGCAACUUAACCUCAAGAUUAGAUUUGUGGCAGGAUGGUACAUGCUAACCCUGCAGAAAUGGAUAGUGGACCUGGCUAUGGUAAGUAGUUGGAAGGAACGCGCCUAUUGCCUGGUUUGCACAGCACGGUAAGCCAAACUUUGGCUCACCCAGAUUGCGUGAAUGCGCAGGCUUCCAGAGGAAAGCUUGCAGCCACUUUUGACUUUUUAAAAUUCUGCACCACACUGAGCUAACCCAGGUUGGUUAAGCUCUUUCCUUGUUAACCACACGCUGAAUAAUAAACAGUGGCUACAGUUCAUGGUUAGCAAGGAAAGAGCUGGAACAUAAGCCCAGGUUCGGAAGACACACUAAGCCAAAGCAUGGCACAGCUCAGUGUGGCAGGAAGUAAAAAGAACAGGGAGGGGCAAAGUAGAUUUGAAUUUCUUGCUGCCAGCCCACAAGCUUCUCAUGGGCCAGUUGAGUCAUAAGCUUGGCAUGCACAUCAAGCUCAGCAAAGUCUCUCUUGUUUAAUGCAGUGUUUCCCAAACUUGGGUCUCCAGCUGUUUUUGGACUACAACUCCCAUCAUCCCUAGCUAGCAAGACCAGUGGUCAGGGAUGAUGGGAAUUGUAGUCUGAAAACAGACCCCAAAUUUGGGAAACAAUUGUUGAAUGGUUCCAGUUCUUGGUGUAAAGUUUUCAUGUGUACUGUGGGAAGGUGGUGGAUUGGAAAGCCAGAACCCAGUGACCUGGCUGUUGAAUGCACCAUUAUCUUCUCUCCCCCCCCCCCUUCACCUGGAUUAAGAUAUACCGUAUUUUUCCGUCUAUAAGACUUCCCCAUGUAUAAGAUGCCCCCUAUUUUGGGGGACUCAAAAAUACACAGUCCACCCUCAGCAAUAUCCAUAUAUAAGAUGUCCCUUAAUUUUUGACAUUAUUUUUUAGGGAAAAAACCUAAAUGGGAAAAUAUGGUAUAUUAUAAAACAUUUAUGCAUAUUUCUUGUUAAAAUUAACUACUCUUCCUGUGGUCACCUGAGGACUAGUGUUUUAAACUGAGCCCCAAGGAGUGUGGAAUUAAAAGUGUGUGUGCUUACUAGAGAAUAGGCCUCCCAUGAGUCAGAAAGGUAAAGGGACCCCUGACUGUUAGGUCCAGUUGCGGACGACUCUGGGGUUGCGGCACUCAUCUCGCUUUAUUGGCCGAGGGAGCCGGCGUACAGCUUCCGGGUCAUGUGGCCAGCAUGAGUAAGCCGCUUCUGGCGAACCAGAGAAGUGCAUGGAAACGCCGUUUACCUUCCCACCAGAGCGGUACCUAUUUAUCUACUUGCACUUUAACGUGCUUUCAAACUGCUAGGUUGGCAGGAGCUGGGACCGAGCAACAGGAGCUCACCCCGUCGCAGGGAUUCGAAUCGCCAACCUUCUGAUCGGCAAGUCCUAGGCUCUGUGGUUUAACCCACAGCGCCACCAGCGUCAGAUACUUCUCCCCAAUUGCUGGGCAUUGCUGCAGCGUUUCUUACUCCUGAAAAUCACUCAUAGGCUCAUUCUCCUGCUGCUUAUGGAAAACGAGGAGGAGCUUAAGUGGUCUAUGACAAGUGAAACAUUUGCUGAGCCAAGCCUUUUAAACAAAUUCUUUAUUCCAUUUCUUGCCUCUAUGAGUGUUGAAAGAGCCAUUCAGAUUGCAGCUGGCUUUCCUAAAUUACAAUUUUUGAUUUUAAAUAAAGAGAGCUGAAUCUGUACUACUACAAAGUUAUAGGUAGACUUCACAAGAUUGGAGAGGGGCUGAGAUUGACUAUGUUUGUAUUUUAAAUGUUUGGGAUUAAGCAAAAUAUUCACUCCUAGGUUUGCAAUCCUAGCCCCAUUUGCCUGGGAGUUAGCACCACUGAAUUCAGUACAACUUACUUCUGAGUAGACGUGGUUGCGAUUGAGCUGUCAAGUCUUCAGAAGAAGUUCAGAGUAGAUUUAAAUCUCAGCUCAAAACUCUCCAAAGCAGCUGAUUUAUCCUGAAUUGGGGCAGUUUUCCACCACACCCACUACUUCCCACUCUAUCCCUUUUUCUUCCCUGCAGAACUUAAGCACUGUAAUCAGCGCUGCAAGUAAACUUGUGCAGCUUCGAUACCUUUGGCGGACGAGAGAUUCUGGGCAAGUGAGUGCCACGACUUGGAGUCUAGCCACAUAUACCUGUGCAAGUAAGCAGCUUCUCAAACUUUUAGCUUUGUUUACUGAAUACAAAUAAAACAAGGAUUCCAGCAUCAGAACAUUUUCUAAUGCAAAUUACCCUGUGCAAACUCCCGCUUUAGUCCCUGCAUCCCCGAAAACACACAUCCUUGUUUUGAUGGGAGCAGCUCAUGCCUGAAAUAGAAUUGCCUCCAAAAAUUGUGUAAUGCAAACUUCUGAGUUUCCUGCUCAAAGGAAUUCCAAGGGAAAUUAAAAGUUUGUCGGCCUAAUAACAUUUUGGAGACGGUUCCUUAUAUCCUUAUACAGAGAGAAAAUGAAUGGAAGUUGUGGGCGCCAUCUGUACUGUGAGUGCCGUCUGCACUGGAAAUUCUGCUGGUAGUGGUGUAGAAACUACACACAGUGAACAAAGUUUACUUAAACGGGCUGGAUUUGCUUGCAGUUUUAAUCUGAAACAAAAUUUUGAAUCGCACAUGGAAGGAGAAACAUCAGAGGAAUGCAGAAUUAUCAGCGAAACAUCUUGCGUAGGGGGUAAAAGUGGUUCUAAACUGAGCCAUUUCACUUAUCUUGGGGAAACCACAGGUUUCAAAAGGCCAGUAUAUUUGCUUGACGACUCUCCCCUUUUGCCUGUUUAAAGUGUGCCAAUAUGCUCUCUUUCAAUUGCAGCCAGAAUAUUUACAACAGUAAUGACAACAAAGGAUGUUACAGGUAAUAUUGUAAUGCCGGGUGAUUUGUGUGUGUGUCAAUUUAAAAUUUGUUUCGCUGAGAACAAUAAAAUAAGGGGUCCUUAACUGGUCAGCAAAUACACUGACACAUUUCCAUCAAUAGCAGUAGUACAGAUGGUUUUAUGCUACCUGGUUACAUAAUUUUUGUUUCACUGGCAUAUAAUAAAGCAAAGACAUGGUUUUUUUUUUGGGGGGGGGGACACAGACUCUUGCAAAUAUCUGAUUUAUGCUGUAUCUCUUUAGGGGGAAAUGCUUGAAUUGUUUUCGACAAGUCAGUCUCUUCAGACCUGUUCUUUGCAUUUUAAACGAAAGGAUUAGAAGCAUCUACUGUGGGAAUUUGACUUAAAAUCCUCUGCAUAUAAAUUCUGCAAUUCAAGUGAUUUAUAUUAAUAUUGUACUUUCAAUAUUGAUAUUGACAAGGCAGGUGGAAAUGUACAUUCCAAUCAAUCUGCCACUUUGCAGGCGUGGAUGGCAACCGUGUGCUUUGCAUCCAGCAGUGCAUCUCACAACCGGCACUGCGCAUUAUGUUGCAGUUAAGGGGAUCUGUAGACAGAAGUCGCCUUCCGUGUGUGAAUUUUGCCUUGUGGGAUGCAUGCAAAUUAACACAGUUGUCAGGUAUUUCAGUAGCUACUGUGAGGUCAGCUUGGCAUAGCUGUGAUUAUACCUGGAAGUUUCUUUUAGCUUCUGGGCUCAAAUAUUGGCCUUUUAAAACCUUAAAGCGGGGGUAGUUAACCUGCAGACCUAUGUUGCUGAAUUAAAACCCGCAUCAAUCCCAGCCUGUAUGGCCCGUGGUCAGGGUAAUGAUGGGAGUCGUAAUUCAGCAGCUUCGAGAAGGCCAUGUAUUAGCCACACCUGCCCUUAAAUGCUUUGGGGCCAGGCUAUAUGAAAGACUACCAUUUCCCAGGAUUGAAGAAUUAGCAUUCAAAGCCUUGCGCUCUGGUCCGCAAGUAAAAGUGGUUAGGUUAGCAUCAAGGACAGGGCCUUCUCCAUGGUGGCUCUUUAUUUCUGGAAUGCCCUCUACAGGGAAAAUUGUAUGGCACAGACCUUUAAGAAAAUGCUUUGGGGCUUUAAAAAAUAUUGUGUGUUGUUGUUGUUUUUAGAACUGUUUUCUGUAACUGUUUUUAAUACUGACAGUUUUUACUGCUAUAAAUCGUAGAAUGUUAAUGUUGUCUUCUACUGAUCGAUCGUAACCUGUAUCGAGAGUGUGUAUCCUACGAGAGACUAAUUAGAAAUAUGUUAAAUAUAGUAAAUUAAGUUACAGUAAAAUGGAGAAAAACAAAGCAAUUUUUAACUAAACACUUCCCCCCUCCCACAGUUUUGGUCCGUUUCAUAGUCAUGAUGGCUCUGAAUAUAUGGGUCACAGCAACUAUACUGCAGUACAGGAAGCCAGCAAAGAAGAGUGAUUAA
Molecule: messenger RNA, 6715 nt
Organism: Podarcis lilfordi (Lilford's wall lizard)
Lineage: Eukaryota; Metazoa; Chordata; Lepidosauria; Squamata; Lacertidae
Source: the annotation of a GenBank genome assembly